Seriola dumerili (greater amberjack) is the source of this 1872-nucleotide messenger RNA. It is a transcript of the gene kcna10a, whose product is annotated as potassium voltage-gated channel subfamily A member 10-like. The coding region runs from base 1 to 1746 and encodes 581 amino acids. The record is from RefSeq and is a predicted model, not a curated record. Gene Ontology annotation, cellular component: membrane; voltage-gated potassium channel complex. Gene Ontology annotation, molecular function: protein binding; delayed rectifier potassium channel activity. Gene Ontology annotation, biological process: potassium ion transmembrane transport; protein homooligomerization. Lineage: Eukaryota; Metazoa; Chordata; Actinopteri; Carangiformes; Carangidae. The transcript has a single exon.
AUGGAGGUGGCCCUGGUAGACUUUGAGAGCCUGGAUGACCUUGAUGUCAGCCUUGGGGAUGAGGUGGACACCUAUGCUGAUGAGACCACAGCUCUCACGGUGGACCUGCCCCCAGAGCACAACAGCCCAGGCAGCAACUACCAUCUGCGAGCCCCUCAGCUUUCCUCUUCGCCUUCCCACCAUAGUCCUGUGCCCUCUUGCAUUUGGGAAUCAACUUCAUCUUCACCCAUUCCACAGACACAGACUCUGGGAGUACCCCAGUCCCCAAUGAUGCCAACUCCAACCAGGCGGGGGCGCAGUAGCUGCGCCAGCAUGAUCUCCAACUGGAAAUUGCUACUGAGCAGUGAGGGCACUAAGGAGAGUGAGACAAUCUUCAGUCGGCUCGCUAAGGAGUGCUGCGAGGAUCUGUUUGUAGAUAAACGAGGGCUGGAUGAUGGAGACCAGAAAGUCAUCAUCAACAUUGCUGGUCUUCGAUUUGAGACGCAGCUCAAAACCUUGGACCAGUUUCCUGACACACUGCUAGGAGACCCUUUGAAGAGGAUGGACUACUUUGAUCCAAUGAGGAAUGAAUACUUCUUUGAUCGGAACCGACCCAGUUUUGACGGGAUAUUGUAUUACUACCAGUCAGGGGGUAAGGUCAGACGACCAGCUAAUGUUCCCCUUGAUGUGUUUGCAGAUGAAAUUUUGUUCUAUGAGCUUGGAAACGAGGCCAUGGAGCAGUUCAGAGAAGAUGAAGGAUUCAUAAAAGACGUUGAGAUCCCUCUACCUGCUAAUGAUGUGUAUAGACAAUUCUGGCUGCUGUUUGAGUACCCGGAGAGCUCCAAUGCAGCGAGGGGUGUAGCACUAGUGUCUGUUUUUGUUAUUGUCAUAUCCAUCAUUAUUUUCUGCAUGGAAACUCUUCCAGAAUUCAGAGAUGACUCUGACCCAGUUGUGCCCACACCUGUACAAUCUUUCAACCAAUCCAGUGGUUACUCCUCUGUGGCUCCACCCAGUGCGAAGCCCACAACUUUCUCCGAUCCCUUCUUCAUCAUUGAGACUGCCUGCAUCGCUUGGUUCUUCUUUGAGCUGUGUGUGCGAUUUUUGGUCUGUCCUAGCAAAAAGGAAUUUUUCCACAACCUCAUGAACAUCAUUGACAUUAUAUCCAUCAUCCCCUAUUUUGUUACUGUGGUUACAGAAUUGGUCACAACGCCAGAAGAGAGCUCAGGACAGAACAUGUCUUUGGCCAUUCUUCGUAUCAUCCGCCUUGUCAGGGUGUUUCGUAUAUUCAAACUCUCCCGUCACUCCAAGGGGCUGCAGAUCCUGGGUCAGACUUUGAAGGCCAGUAUGCGUGAGCUUGGCUUGCUCAUCUUCUUCCUCUUCAUUGGAGUCAUCCUCUUCUCCAGUGCUAUCUACUUUGCUGAGGUAGAUGAGCCUAACACACAGUUUGUCAGCAUACCCGAUGGCUUCUGGUGGGCUGUGGUUACCAUGACCACUGUAGGCUACGGGGACAUGUGUCCCAUUACCAUGGGGGGUAAGAUGGUGGGCACCUUGUGUGCCAUCGCGGGUGUGCUGACCAUUGCUUUGCCUGUUCCUGUUAUUGUUUCCAACUUCAACUACUUCUACCACAGAGAGACAGAAGCAGAGGACAAGUUGCCUUUGGCAGAUGCGCUUGAGGAAGCCAUGAAGGCUGAGACAAGUACCAAACAGGGUAGCAGCACCUCACUCAAUAUAGCCAAUGGCAUCUGGCAGAGUGACAAAGGGAUAUAACUGUCGAAGGAGGAGGGGAGGAGGGGAGGAGGAGAGACUUUGCCACAAAGCAGGGGAGAAAUAUUAAAGAAGAGAAUAAAGAGGAAAUUAACUGUUAUGAUUUCCUUUAAAAAAACAAAAAGGUUA